UUUCUAUUCACUUUUUCUAUUCACUUUCUCAGUCAGUCAGCUCUCUCCUUGCCCAAUCAUGUCGGCGUCUCUGCCCGUGUCGACUGCCGGCGGCGAGCGGAUGGUUGCGAUGAUUGCAGCACGCAACAACAACAACAACUCCUCAUCGUCCUCUGCUGGGCUGUCCUCGUUGGUGGGCGGUGUGUCGUGGCCGCAGGUCAAGCGCGGGCUUCUGAUUGCCGCGGCCGUCUUCCUCGUGCUGCACCUCCUCCGCCUCUCCUCAGGAUACGACUCGUGCAACUACCUGCUCAACGCAGAGGGAAGCGUCCAGAUCAACCCAAAGUCAGGCGCAAAGUCGUGGCGCCCACAGGGCUGCAUGGCGCGCGAGUUUGGCUCGGCCGCAACAGCUGCGCACGCCUGUCUCGCCGGGCGACGCAUUGUCUUUGCUGGCGACUCGCGCGCGCGGCAACUCUGGCUUGGCAUGAUUGCCCUGCUCGACAAGAGCGCCGUCCCGCAAGUCACGCAGCAGGACUACCACACGGACAUGUCCGUCACCGUUGCCACCCCGUCCCCGAUGCUCGUCCCGGGCAAGAAGGUCAACUCGGACUUGACGUUUGCACACGAGCUCGGCCUCAACAGGCACGGUCACAACGUCACCCUUGACUUUCUGUGGCUUCCGUUUGUCGCAAACCAGUCCCUGGCGACCAUCUCCAGCCGCCUGCUGCUUGCCGGCGAGCACAACCCAAACCUGUUGGACGAUGCGCAGCAAGCAGACGAUGGCACGACGACAGCACCGCAAGGCGCCUUCACGCGCCCGAGCUUGCUUGUGCACGGCGUCGGCCUUUGGGAUGUGCGCGAUUUGAUCACCCCCGACCAGGUCGAGCAGCAGCUGACCGAAGUCUAUCGCGAUUCCCUGCAAUUCCUGAAUGAUCUCGACGGCCAUGCUGCGGGCGACCGCCCACGUCCCGGGGUCAGUGCCAAGUGGCUUGACGCCCAUUCCUCGCUCUGGGAACAGAGCAGCGCGGAUCUGGACAUUUUCUGGGGCGUCACUCUCAAUGUCAACGAAGCCAACCUCCGGCCCGAUCGCCAGGCCAUCACGAACGAGCGCAUUGCCCAAUUCAACCAGGCCGUUUUGCCCGUGGCCGAGGACUUUGCCCACAGCUUGCACGAGCGCGCGGAAGAGAGCGCUCGCGGUGGCAACCUCGACCAGCAGCCCCUGCCGCACCGCGCGGGUCGCCUCGCGCUCGAGCCUUUGAUUGUCCCGGAUCUUCCGCACACGGCCGACCUUGCCACGCAGGGCGGCUUCCUGGCGCCCAACAUGCUCAUUUCUCGCAGCAUUGGCAGCAUUGGCAAGGCGUUUGCCGAGGACUCUACCGACGGCGUCCACUUUCCCGACGCCGCCGUGCAAGCGCAACUGAACGUCAUUCUCAACGCCUUCUGCAACCGUCGUCACGAAGCCUGGGACCGUCCCGACGACGUGACGUGCUGCGCACCCUACCCCGCCCUCACUGGUCUGCAGUACGUCUUCUUUGCCGUCGUGCUGUUUGCGCUCGUGUGCUGGCUCGGAGGCUCGUAUGCCGCCCGUCACCACACCGGUGGCGCAGUUGCGUCGGGCGCAGAGUCUGCAUUCGGGGCCACGGCUCGUGCGCGCCACAUGCUGUCGUCGCCAAACCUGCUGAGCGUUGCCAUGCCUGUGGCCCAGCUGGGCCUCGUCCUUGUCUUUGCAUUCCUGUGUGACCGCACCCACAUCUUCCCCAAGGAACGCAAGAUUUACACCCACUUUGACCUGAUUGCGUCGAUUGGCGUCAUGUUCGUUGCUGGGUGGUGCACACUCACCCAUGUCAAGACGGCGCCGACCUUUUUGAGUCGCGACCAGACAGACGAGUGGAAGGGCUGGAUGCAGAUUGUCUUUUUGAUCUACCACUUCCUUGGCGGCAGCUCCGUUCUGCCGCUCUACAUGCUUGUGCGCGUCUUUGUUGCCAGCUACCUCUUCCUGACUGGCUUUGGCCACUUUACCUUCUUUUACACCAAGAAGCAGUUUGGCAUCACGCGCAUCAUCCAGGUGCUCACGCGUCUGAACGUUCUCACCAUCGGCCUGUGCAUGGUCAUGGACAAGCCCUACCAAUUCUACUACUUUGUCCCGCUUUCCAGCUUCUGGUUCCUUGUCGUGUAUGCCAUCAUGGCAUUCCCGUCCAUUCCUGCCGUGCAAAAGCGCUUCCCGGGUCUCGAUGCGCCAGCUCGCAUCCUCGCGCUCUUUACCAUCUGCUCCAUUGUCUGGCUGCCGUUCAGCGGCAACUACAAGAGCACCAGUGCCGACGACUUUCCCAUCUUCCAGUUCCUGUUUGACUGGUGGCCGAUCAAGGAGCUGUUCAGCGUGAGCGACAGUCUGUACGAGUGGCGCUUCCGCUCUGGUCUCGAUUGCUUUAUCGUCGCUCAUGGCAUGCUCAUUGCCUACGCCUACCAAAUCGCCAAGUCGCACGGCGUCAUCCACGACAACCAACCAGCAGUUCGCCCUGGAACAACCCCGCCUCCUCCCGGCCCUCUGCUUUCGGGUCUGCUUUUCAACACGGCCACUUCGGCCAUCCUGUCCAUUGUGUCGAUUGGCAUUUUUUGCUGGUACAUCAUGUUCACACGCUCGUGCACGGACAAGGCCUACUGCAACUACAUUCACACGUUCUCGUCGCCCUUCCUCGUGGCCGCUUUUGCCUUUUUGCGCAACCUGACCGGCAGGUCUCGGGCUGUGUACAGCCGCUUCUUUGCCUACAUUGGCCAGCUCUCGCUGGAACUCUUCCUUCUCCAGUUCCACAUCUGGCUCGCGGCCGACACGAAGGGCAUUCUGGUGCUCAUCCCCGGCACCAGUGGCUUCUGGCGCUUGCUCAACGCCGCCUUCACCACCGGCCUGUUUGUUGCCGUCAGUGAGGUUGCCUCCGACAGCUCGGCGCUGAUUGUCAGCUUGCUUGCGCCAGGCGACAACACGCGCGCCGUCAUUUCGCGCUUUUGCGGCCUUCUCGUGUUCUGCGGCGUCUGGUGGAUGCUUCGCCAGGCUCUCGAGGCCAACACUGAGACGUACCAACAUUAUUAAUCGUUAUUAUUUACUCUUGCCUUGUAGUUUAUUUUGGGUUUUUCAGCCAACCUUUUAAGUGUUGCGUUUUAUUUCGAGAUGAUCUUUGCUUUGAUGUGUGUAUGUCUUUGUUUCACUAAAGUCUUUUCUGCUU
Capsaspora owczarzaki ATCC 30864 is the source of this 3194-nucleotide messenger RNA. RefSeq lists its product as hypothetical. NCBI's taxonomy places the organism in Eukaryota, Filasterea, Ministeriida, Capsasporidae. Bases 59 to 3061 code for a protein of 1000 amino acids. The transcript is spliced from 3 exons. The record is from RefSeq and is a predicted model, not a curated record.